CGCAUAUUAAGUGUAAAAAAUCGAAAAAUAGUUUAUUAGGUUAUGUACAGGAAUUACAUUAAUUGGUAUAUAAUUUUUGAUAGUACUACUAUGUACUGAAUGAGUGUAAUGAAUGAGUUUGUUUUACAGUCUAGACGGAUGAUUGGCGGCGUUUAUCAUAAUUUUCGAUGUGAAUAUAUCGAUAUCUCAACAACUGAUUAAAUUUUAUCAGUAUCUGGCAAUGCCCUUAAACUUUACCGAAAUUGAGUAUAACAUGUACGUACAUAGCACGGACCGGAAGUGAUACGCUUUACGAUCAUCUGAUAUUUCUUUAAACGUGAAAUAGUCUCAAAUUAGAAGUGAAUAUGUCGACUCGGUAUUCCUCAGAAAGUCAGCUGACUUAUGGCAAACAUUUGGGUCGCAUUCAUCGUUUGGAAAUUGUGCAAAAAAGACGAUCCCGUUACUAGAAUAUAAGUUUUACAUCCGCUACGUUUUACAUGCGAAGCUAACUUAAAACUAACCCUCAGUUAUUUUUAAUAAUUUUUCAAUUUUUCUUACGACAUUAUAGAGCAUUCUAAUUUACGUAAAAUUUAAAAUAAAAAGUUAUUUCGUGUUCUUCUACAGUUAUCAUUGCGAUGACAUUAAACAUUGGAAUCACCAUCUAUUGGAAGCCUGUGGAUGGCUAAAUUACUUACUUUUUGUAUAAUCAACAUUUCUUUGAUCUAGUCGCUGACCUACCCAACAAUAAAAAAAUAUAAAAAUCGAUUUUCUUUGUUCAUUUUCUGUACCAGUUGCCUACACCUGCUCUCCUUCGCUUGUGUUGCGUCACACAUUCCCACUGCGGGGUAUGAUUUCUGUACCUGAUCUUGCAUCUUUGUCAUGUACCUACAUUUUUCAAUGUACUGUUCUUUUCUGUAUCCCUCGAGGGUUUUUGUGGAUCCCUUCACCCUUAUUACGUAUUUAUGUCUAGCAUAUGCGAUCCGUGUAGGUGUGUAAAAUUGUUGUUGUGUGAGUGUGGGAACAGGGAAUAAAAAUUUUCUUCAUCGCCGUAUAGGUAGUCGUGUCUUGCCCUGCGCGUGAGUUGAGUUGUUUGUGCGUACAGAAAUGUGAGUUGGAUGAUUUUUGGCGGGAAAUGUUUUUUGAUCGUGGGAAAUAUACUUGUGAUACAGUUUUCAUGAUUGUUUUCUAACGUGAAUAUGGAGUGGCAGCUAAAGAAUUCUGUCUAUGCUUCACUCUAUUUGGAUAAAUCGGCGUAAUGUUAUAUGAACAGAGCGGCCAUGAGUCGGAGUCGAGCGAGUAUUCAGAGGACUCGGUGGUGUAUGAGGAUGUGCCGGCUACAACCAAAAGCGCUGGGCCGCGGAAGAAUAUGCAAAACAUCAAUAGGGGAAGGUGGACGAAGGAGGAGGAUAAGAAGCUAAAGAUGUACGUGAAGGUGUAUAAUAAGAAUUGGGAGUUGAUAGCUGCGAAUUUCGCAAACAGAUCCGACUUCCAGUGUCAGCAAAGGUGGAGUAAGGUCCUCAACCCUGAACUAGUCAAAGGUCCCUGGACCAAAGAGGAAGACGAGAAGGUGAUAGAUUUGGUUGCCAGAUACGGACCGAAAAAAUGGACACUCAUAGCACGGCAUCUCAAAGGCAGGAUAGGGAAACAGUGCAGAGAGCGUUGGCACAAUCAUUUGAACCCAUCCAUAAAGAAGACCGCUUGGACGGAACACGAGGACCGCGUCAUAUAUCAGGCGCACAAGCAGCUCGGCAACCAGUGGGCGAAGAUUGCCAAACUGUUGCCCGGACGGACUGACAAUGCAAUAAAGAACCACUGGAAUUCGACAAUGCGAAGAAAGUAUGAGCCUGAUAUGGAAUUAUUCGAUAACCUAAGAAGGAAGAGAGCUAAGAAGGAUAAUAUAGCCACUUCUACACCAACUAGAAGGCCGCAGUCUAGAUAUAAUGAAUCAUGGAACGACCCAUUCAACGAGUCCAUACAAAGCAACUCUUCCACAACAAGCAACCAACAACCAUCCAAACAAGUGCUCCACUUCAGGCAAUUAUUAAAAGAGCAAAUAUCGCAUGUUCAACAACAACAACAACAAAAUCAUCAACAACAAGAGCAUCAACCAAUACAAAUCCAAAGAAAUAGUUCUCCAGAGAGAGGAGGAUUGGUCGCUGCAGACGUAGAGAUUGUGGACUCACCGUUUAAAUUCAUCAAUAUCGAAACGCUUCCAACAAAUUCAACUGUGAGGAGUUACUUGUCACAAGCGUCCACUAGCGAUAACAGUAACCAAGAUGCAGUAACAUACUCAGUCCAAGAAGAGAGUAUGAAAGAGAUAGUUGUUCCCUCUGUCUACACUUCUCCGAAGAAGAAGCUUCUAGAUUCUAAUAGUCCUCCACCGAUACUAAGAAGAAAACCGAAGAAGUUAUUAACACCCAACCCCAAUAUAUGGUCAGAUCCAAUGUCUAGCGGAGUGACGCCUAUUAAAGCGUUGCCGUUCAGCCCUUCGCAGUUCCUCAAUUCCCCGGCGGGAAUAUCGUUCGCGCAAUUCGAUUCUACGCCUUUGAGAACUAAUAUGCAUAAGGAUUGGGGAACGAGUCCAUUAUUGAAUACUCCAACACCAGCUAAUAUCACUCCAGGGAAUGCUAACAUACGAAACAAUACUCCCAAAACCCCUACACCCUUCAAGAUAGCUAUGGCAGAGAUCGGCAAGAAAUCAGGCUUAAACUAUGAACCUUCAAGCCCGGGCUUAUUAGUGGAAGAUAUAACAGAAAUGAUCAAGAGAGAAGAGAAAUCAGAGACAAGCGUGCAACUCAACGAUUCUUUGUUGUCUGCAGCCGCAGAUCAGGAGGGAAAUCAGGUUAACGAUUCCGGCAUAGGCAGUCUGAAACGAAGGUGCUCCGAAGGCUCCCAAGGCAAAGAAAAUCUCCCCGGAGUUCAUAAGAAGGCCCGGAAAGCUUUAGCCACCAGUUGGGGCACGGCCACCAGUACUCCGCAUUCUCACACUUUGGUCCCGGAGGUGGCUUUCAUUGUUGAGACUCCGAGCAAAACUUUAGCCGGCGACAGUUCCGUAAUGUUCUCACCGCCGUCCAUAGUGAAACACUCCCUUCUAGAAGAGUCAACCAGUCUCCAUAGUCUUAUAAGCGCCGAAAACACGCCAGAGACAAGCAAAUUCCAAGACAUAGACAUUGAAGCGGUGAUCAGCGAAAAAACUAAGGUACAACACCGGUCCUCAAUCCCUACUAAUCCUAAUACCUUACCCCAAAACGAAUUAAUACUAUACCAAAACCUUUACGAUAACCAAAACGUGUUCCGGGACAUAACUAACUUAGAAUCACCUAGAACUUUCGCAAGAUUAAACGCGGAUAGACUUAGAACUAUAACGACAGCAAACGAAUUAGCUUGCGAAAAUAACUUGAUAGCUCCCAAAGAAGUUUUAGCCAACGCUUUCGCGGACCACAUUUAUAAAGUAACCAAUCAGAAGCCUUCUACGUCGCGUAUCGAUGAGAUUCUGACCAAUAAGAUUAUGGGGAAUGUCAAAAACAACGAAAACGAAAAGGAGAAUCAGUGGUGGCAAACGGAGAACAAAGAUACGGGACAGACGGAUGGUAAUAUUUUCGGUAAUGAGUAUUUUAUAUUCGGCGAUGGUUAUGUGGAAUGAAUAAGGGAUUUUUUGUUAAUAUGAAAUGUUCAUAAGCAUAUAUGGUUGUUUGGAUCAUAUAAAAAAUGGUUAAUGCACAUUCCUGAAAUUGCUGUGAAGGAUAUAGAAUUCGUAUUUUUUUUUAAUAAAAAAAUGUUUAGUCGGGACAAUCCUCAAACUAAAGUUGAUAAAAAUAUAUUUUCAUUUCGUUUGAACAGGAUAUUGAAAAAACUUCAAUGACGAAAAUAAGAUAAAUAUAAUAUUACUGACUGAUUUCUUUGAAUUUCAGUAAAUUAAGUGAAGUCCAAGUACCGUCACUAUUUAAAUUCAUAUGUUAAAAUUAAAAAAACAUUGUUCUGAAGAGGUUUUGAA
This is a messenger RNA of Chilo suppressalis (striped riceborer), 3973 nucleotides long. The record is from the annotation of a GenBank genome assembly. Lineage: Eukaryota; Metazoa; Arthropoda; Insecta; Lepidoptera; Crambidae.